Molecule: messenger RNA, 1692 nt
Organism: Alligator mississippiensis (American alligator)
Lineage: Eukaryota; Metazoa; Chordata; Crocodylia; Alligatoridae
Gene: FEZ1
Product: fasciculation and elongation protein zeta 1
Exons: 10
Coding region: 169-1347 (392 amino acids)
Cellular component (GO): axon; cytoplasm
Source: RefSeq, a predicted model, not a curated record
GGCAGGGGCAGUCCUAGCGCCGUCCGCCGCUCGCCGCUCCGUGACUCCGGCGGAUGGGAUGCCCCGCUAAGCUCGAGGCUGCGUGUUCUCAGAGGCGCUUUGCUGGCCCCACGCCACCCUCAGAUAAGCUGUCUUGAAAAAAAUCCAUUUCUCUUUAGCCAGACCAAGAUGGAAGCUCCACUGGUGAAUCUGGAUGAAGAGUUUGAAGAUCUGAGACCUUGCUACUCUGAUGGCAGAGAAGAAAAAAAACAUUGUUUUUAUGGCUCAUCCCCUCAGCAUUUAGAAGAUGCCUCCCUUUCUGAGCUUGAAAACUUCUCUUCUGAGAUCAUCAGCUUCAAGUCUAUGGAAGACUUGGUGAAUGAAUUUGAUGAGAAGCUCAAUGUCUGCUUUCGGAAUUACAAUGCCAAAACUGAGAACCUGGCUCCUGUAAAAAAUCAUCUCCAGAUACAAGAGGAGGAAGAGAAUCUUCAGGAUGAGGAGGUUUGGGAUGCUCUAACAGAUAACUACAUCCCAUCAAUCACUGAGGACUGGAGGGACCCCAAUAUUGAGGCACUGAAUGGCAAUGUUUCUGACUCAGAGAUCCAUGAGAAGGAGGAGGAGGAGCUCAAUGAGAAGAGUGAAAAUGAUUCUGGUAUUAAUGAGGAGCCUCUACUCACAGCAGAUCAGGUAAUUGAAGAAAUUGAGGAGAUGAUGCAAAACUCCCCAGACCCUGAAGAGGAAGAAGAGAUCUUGGAGGAGGAUGAUGGAGGAGAAACUUCAUCUCAGGCCGAUUCAGUUCUUUUGCAGGAAAUGCAGAAUUUGACACAGACCUUUAACAACAAUUGGUCCUAUGAAGGUUUGGAAGAAAUGUCAUUUUCUGAGCUGUCAGAGCUCCUGGAUCGUGUUGAGGGUGCUAUACGUGACUAUUCAGAGGAGCUGGUGCAGCAGCUGGCCCGGCGAGAUGAGCUGGAGUUUGAGAAAGAGGUGAAAAACUCCUUCAUCACAGUGUUGAUUGAAGUACAGAACAAGCAGAAAGAACACAGAGAGAUGAUGAAAAGGAGGAGGAAAGAAAAAGGGCUAAGUCUGCAGAGCAGUCGAAUUGAAAGAAGCAACCAAAUGCCUCUCAAGCGAUUCAGCAUGGAAGGAAUAUCGAAUAUCUUGCAGACUGGUAUUCGGCAGACAUUUGGGAACCCAGGGAAUGAUAAACAGUAUUUGAACACGGUUAUUCCAUAUGAGAAGAAAAGUUCACCUCCUUCUGUUGAGGAUCUACAGAUGCUGACAAACAUUCUUUUUGCAAUGAAGGAGGAUAACGAAAAGGUCCCUACAUUGCUAACGGAUUACAUUUUAAAAGUACUCUGCCCUACCUAAUCUACCUGUGGAACUGCAACUCUACAAGAAACAAGGCCAGAAUCAUUCCAUCACAGGGACUGCAUGAUUCAAUGUAAACUCUAACACAUGUAUUUUAAAAUGUAUAGCAUUAACCACAAUUAAACAUGAGCAAAAAAAGUUCAUUUGCUGUCAGCUUCUAGUCUGAGUACUCAUUAAAUGCAUGAGUGAAGACAGGUACUGCUAAUUUUUCUCUUUGCUUCUUACCAUAGUGAAGAGACAGUACUUCACCAUGCACUAUGUAUUCUCUUGGUUCAGCUUCCUGAAACACUUCAUACUAUGACACUAAUUUUGAAAUAUUGAAAAUAAACUUGCAUUUAAUUAAAA